This is a messenger RNA of Strongyloides ratti, 1674 nucleotides long. RefSeq lists its product as hypothetical. Bases 1 to 1674 code for a protein of 557 amino acids. The record is from RefSeq and is a predicted model, not a curated record. The transcript is spliced from 2 exons. Lineage: Eukaryota; Metazoa; Nematoda; Chromadorea; Rhabditida; Strongyloididae.
AUGCAUCGUCAUAAUUGUCGUCACAAACAUUUAUUUGUUUCUAAUCAUGUUUCUGAUAACAAAGAAAGUAUCGUUGAAAUUGCUUCUUUUCAUACAGAAUUAAUAAAUCAUUCAAGAAUAAUAACAGGAAAAAAAGAAGAUAAACCAACAAAUAAAAUUGGAGAUGAUAAUAAUGGCCAAGAAAAAAAAAAUUUAGAAGUGAAUCAAGAACAAAAACCAAAAAGUAAUUGUAAAUAUGAUGAUUUAUUUUUAAUUCCAAGAACAUGUAUAGAAGCAUUACCAAAAGAUACAAAUAUAUUUAGUGAAUCAGGUAUUAAUCCACAGAUAAAAGCAAUUCAAAAUUUUGGUAUAAAAACAAAAAAUACAAUUGAAAUACAGGAAACAUUAAAAGUAAGUAGAAAAAAGUGUAAAAAGAAAAAGUAUCUGGCUAGGGCAGAUACAUUAGAUUCUAAAAAAAAAACAGAUGAAAUGAAAGAUGAAAUAGAAUUAAGAAUAACUUUAAAAAAUAAUAAAGAAUGUAAAAAAAAAUCAGAUGAAAUUUAUAAACAUGUUAGUGAAGGAAAGUUUUAUAUGUCGAGAGUUGCAUUAACAAAAGAACAAUGUGUUUUUUUGGAAACAUUAGAUUUUCUUAGAAAUCAAUCAUAUAUUGUUAAUUGUAAAUGUUCACCAGAAGAUUCACCAUCAUCAUAUGCAACAUGUAUAGGGUCAUUUUUAAGAUAUUUACAUAUUUUUAUAAACUUUUCAAAUAUUUUAUUUUGCCCCCCGAUAUGUUCAUCUAUUUCAAGAAAAGGAGCUUUUUGGAAUCCUAAACCACAAUACUGGUAUUUUCAAGAAAUAGAAACUUCCGAAAAAUAUGAAUAUAACGUAAUAAAAAAAGGUACAAAAUCACAUACAAACAUGAAUAAUCUUCAAUUUAUGUUUGAACAUCCAUGUGUAGAUUAUAAAAAAAAAUUCAUGUAUUUUUUUAUUGAAUGUAGUGUAACAAAACAUGUUAUAGCAUGUGCUUUUGCUAAAUCUAUUAAAUCUAAUUAUACAAUAAUAUACUCACAUCAAAAUGCUUGUGAUAUUGGGGAUAAUAUUGUUGGAUACCCAAAUAUGAAGGACAUCGCUUUAUUUUUAAAUUGUGAUAUAAUAUGUUAUGAUUAUUCUGGUUAUGGAAUUAGUGGAGGAAAACCAAGUGAAGAUGCAUUAAAAGAUAAUAUUAUUUCAUUAAUAGAUUAUAUUCAUAUAAAAAUGAAUGUUCCACUUAAAAAAAUUAUUCUUCUAGGAUUUUCUUUAGGUGGAGCUGUAUCAACUAUAGGAGCAACAGCUAGAAAUGUUGGAGGUUUAAUUACAAUGGCAGCACCAGCAUCUAUUUCACAAGUAAUAAAAUACCUCUUUCAUUGUGGAUCGAAAAGUAAAGGACUAGAAGAAUUUGAAGAAGACUCAUCCUCUAUAGUAUAUUUUAACACUUCACAAUACAUAAAAUCUAUAAACUGUCCUUAUUUGGGAAUUCAUGCUUUUGAUGAUAAACUAGUACCAAUUUCACAUGCAAAAAUUAUUUACAAAAACUCUCCAAGGCCAAAAUUUUAUUAUUAUGUAAAAAAUUCAAAUCAUAAUUAUUUAGAUACUGCUUCAGAGGUAUGGAUAAGAAUUAAUGAAUUUCUUUAUCUAGACUUACAAGCUAAAAAUUAA